UGAAACGCGGUCGAUGGCAGCUCAACGGGAAGGAUUGUUUACCCUGUUUUAGUAACUUUUACCACGUUGUAUGAAGGUUGCUGUUAUACAAGCAGUUUCCCAGCUCUCCAGAGUGAUGUCCUCCAGAAAGUCAAAUUCCGGUGGGGAAGGCUUGUCUUCAAGCAGAGAUGGACAGCGUACCCCUCUGAGAAGUCUUGAGAAUAAAUUGCUGCAUUUGUCAUCUCCAUCAUCGAGCUUCAAAUCAAAAUCAGUGCUCAAUGCUGAUGUUGUAAAAACAACAAAGGGUGAUGCUCCUCUCUGUGACCCAGAGCCCCACUCUCAUUCUCCAUCCACCAAAGUGAUACAAACCAAUGCUUCCACUAUUGAUAUGCCAACUACUGAGACAGCUUGUGGACUUGGAGAUGUAACAUUUAAGUCCUUCAUCUGUCCUGGUGGGGAAGUUGAGGUCGCAGGCUCUUCAGUGUGUGCAGAAGAGGAUAUCAUUUUAGAGGAGGAUCAGGCUAUGAAAACCGCUUGUGAAACAGAAGACUCAGUCAUCUCUGAAAGUUUAAUAGUUCAGUCAUGCAGCCACCACAUAGAACACCCCUAUCACCAUCCUGAGAUGAAAGAUACCUCCCUGCUUGACAUAGAUGCAGAGCGUCUCUGUGAAAUUUCAAACAUCCAACUGGCCUCCACAGACCUGGAUGAUGUCACACAAGAUUUAAAAGAUUUUCAGCAUGACCUCUGUGGAAAGACAGAUGUCACUUGGAAAUCCUUCACUUGUGAUGGUGGUGAGGUGGCAGUUUCUGAUGUCACCAGACAACAGGAUGAGACCAUUCCUCUGCCCAAGGCACAGCUUGGUGAACCUUUACAAGACAACGGUGUCAAUUUAACAAAUCUCUCUGUCUGUGGCCAGCUAUGUCAAGCAGAACAUGCAGAUCAUCCCUACUGCAGGAGUGAAAAUGGUGUUUGUGUCAUCACCACCUCUUCUGAAACCACAAACAAUUCUAAAGAGCCUGUUAAUGGACUGAGUGAUGUAACCUUCAAGUCUUUUAACUGCACUGGAGGUGAGAUUCACAUUUCAGAUGGCACCAAGCUUGGAGAUGACACUGUUCCUCUACAAGCUGACCAAACUGCAACUGACAGUGAGUCACACAAUUAUGGUAUAGAUCCAAGCAUGUUAGCUAGUGACCAGGAUGUGCAAAACGUAGAUGAUCAUGUAGAUCACCCAUACUGUAAUAUUGAAAGUUGCCCAUCAACCCCAAGUGGUAACCUUGCUGUCACUGAGGAACCAUCACUAUUCAACCUUGAUGCUGUGGAUGAGGUUAAACAGAUAAGCUUGGAGGGACCUGAGGCUAUUACAUUUAGCUCUAUCAUCAGUGCCAGAAAUGAGAUUGAAGAAUCAGAUGGCACCAGAUUGUCACAGAAGAUGUCUCCUCUGCCUGACAACCACGCUGUCAUCUGCAAGCCCGUUUAUGACAGCAGUGUACCUGCUUCUGUUACACAGGAUCACAUUCAAGAUAACAACGAACAACCUAACAGCCAUGUAGAAAACAAUGAAGUUGUGGCAGAUACUGACCCACCAGCCAUCAGCACACCUUCACUGACUAACAUGUCUUUAAAGGCGUUGGAUGAUAAGUCUGUUAACUCUCUAAUGCAAGAAACAUCAGAAAAAGACUCAGUACAUCCUGGUGACUGUGCAUUGCCUUCAGUCUGCAGCCAUCUUACGACCUCUGCAGAGUCUCAAACACCUGUGGAAGUGCAUCUGGAACAUGUCUCUCAAAUGCUCCUCAGCAGUGGAUCCCCUGAGUCCCCUGAGGCAAAAGACAGUGCUCUCGGUUCAUCUGGACCUGUUCUUUGUGACAGUUCAGAAAGACCUCAUGCAAAAAACCUCCCCGAAGUUUUGAAAGUGCUAUCAGAGUGUCCCUCAGCAUCAGUUUUGAGGUUUGGACUCCUCAGUCCUGUCAUUAGAGCCUCUCUGCCUGUAUUAAAGACUCGUAGCAAUCCUGCUGUUGACCAGUUUUUAUCUGAUGAUUCUGCUCUCGAGGGUGAGAAGAGCUUGUUGGCUCCCGUUAACGUCGACCCCACUGGCUUGUGGGCAGAGUACUUGGAAAGCCCCAUGCCAUGUCCUCUGUUGAACUCUACAGCACUAGGCUGCAAGGCCCAGCCAGGCCCAGCCACUGAGCUAGUUGAGGAUGUGGGACUGAAGCCUUGUGCUGUGCCUCAGCCUGAAGUGGACAAGCCAGUUCUGGAUAUCCCUUUGAUUCCAGAUGGUCCCCUUCAGCAGCAGCUUCGGCAGAUGGCAGAGUUCCUCUUCUUGGCUUCAGGAAAGAUGGGUCCUGCUGCUCACAUUCCUCCUCCUGCUGCCAUCACGGUCCCAUUGGCACCAGCUACUCCUGCAGAAUCCCACAGUGUCUGUGUGGGCACCACUCCUAUGAAAUGGGAAGACCGCAGCGUAAAUACGUCUGGCCAGUUUGAGAGAAAGAGGGUUUUCUCUGUGGUUGAUUCCUGCACUCUGACCGACCCGCUCCUGUGGAAUGUACCUCCAGGCAGCCUAGAGUCUCUCCCCAGACUAGAGCUGGAGCAGAGAUUAAGGUCUAGCAUGAUCAUAGUGGAGGCUCUGGUGCAGCAGUUGGCUGCAGCCACGACUCAUGGAUGUCCUUCUGCAGGGCCUGCACCUUCAGACCUCAGAGAGAAACUAGUGCAGACAGACCACACUGAACUCAGUCAGACCACAACGUACAGAGACCUAUAUUUGGAGGCUCUGAACAGGAUUAGUGAAUUGGAGCUGGAUGGAAGUUCUCUACAGAACCUCAUCCAGUGUAUGCAGGCCAUGAAGGUCACCAUGACUUCUUUAAGUUGCGAAACGGAUGCUGCUCUCUUUAACAUGAACCAAAUAGGAGACACAGUCAGAGCGGACCAUCAAAGCCUUGUUUCACAUUACGGUCAGAUGAAGUCUCUAUUUGAGAAAACAAAGGCGACCCAGGAAGUAAUGAUGCAGAAGGUCAAAGAUGCUCUUCAUCAAAGAGACGACAUGAGGAUACAGAUGGAGGAAGCCUUCACAGCCAAGGAGGCAGCCUUCAGUGUGAUGGAACAGCUGAGGACACACUGUGCACUAGAAAUCUCAGACCUGGAGAGGCUUGUGGGGUCUCAGCAAGAACUGUUAGAUGCCCUAAACAGGACUUACCCAGAACAGGUCGCAUUAAACCAGGCCUACAGUGAAAAGCUGAACUCUGUUUCUGAUGUUUUAUCUACAACCAUAGAGGACCAGUCCAGUUUGAGGAAAGAACUCUGCACAAUCAGAGGCCUUCUGCAGAAAACGGCUCCUCUGCUUCUGCAGCUGAACGAGAAGGCAGCUGCUGCUUUGAGAGAACGGGACGAGCAAAUCUCCGCAAGAGAGCAAGCUGUGGAAGAGAGAGAGCAGAUUGAAGAAGAAUGGAACCAAACUAAUUUGAAUCUCCAAACUGCCAGAGAAGAGAUCAGUGAUUUAAAUCUGCAGGUGACAAUUCUGACCUCAGAGAUGGGUGUGCUGCGUCAGAAGCUGACAGAACGAGAGGAAGAGAGAGGUCAUCUGGAGAGGCAGGUGACGGAGCUGUCUGCCACCGUUUCCUCCACUUUGGCCUCCUACACCUUCUUGGAGCAGGCUCUCGCUGCAGAAACUACAAAGUUGCAGCAUUCAUGGAAGGACAUCCAGGAAGCCAAGAACAGAUCAAACGAGUUGGAGACGUCACUGGGUCAGUCAGAGCAGCGCGUGAGCGAGUUGAGCCAGACUCUGGCUCAAAGCGAGGAGCAGCUCAUUGAGCUGCAGGCCCUCUCACAGUCCCAGAGCGCAGAGAUCCAGCAGCUCCGGGCUCGUUGCACACAACUCAGGGAUGUCCAGGAGACGAACGAGUUCUUGCAGAUGGAGAAUAAGUUGACGAGGGAGCAGGUGGCUGAAAGUGAGCAGAUGCUGAGGACCAACCUGCAGGGGCUCCGGGAGAGGAACAUCCAGUGUGAAGACCUAAAAGAAGAACUUGGUCAACUCCAACGUGAAAACAGGAGUUUGCAGGAGGAGCUGGAAACCACAAGGUCCACAACCAGUGCCACCCAGCUGGAGCUCAGAGAGAAGCUGGCACAGGCAGUCACCGAAAUUACUUUGCUGCUUCACAAACUGCGAGGACUGACCAAUGAACUUCACGCAGCUCUCGACGACCAGAAACCAGAACCACCAAAGGAUGAAGAGUCCGAACCAGUCCACAACGUGGAGCGUCGUUACCCCUCCAGCUCCUUUAUCGACAGCAUCAUGGUGGCAUUAACUUCAGAGAAGGAGGAAGACUCAGAGACAGCUGCUGGACCAGACACGCCUGAGCCACAGUGCGGAACUUUGUUCAGCGAGACGAGCGCCUUCACCCGCAUCGUGGCCGUCACCCCGAAAAAGAAUCCGAAGGCGGCGGAGUUCGAACCGGAGGAGGACGAGCAGAGCAGCGUGACGGACCUGUUUGCUGGUCUGGACGGCACCGUCACAGAGCUCAUCAGCACCCUGAAGCUGGUGCGACAGCGUAAAGAUGCUCAGCUGGAGGAGCUGCACGACACCAUCUGUCGCCUGAAGGUGGAGCAGCAGGCUGCAAACAACAGACACCAGGCGGAGGUGAUGGAGCUUCAGCGUCAGCUGAGCCGUCUGAACAGCCUGGCUGAGAAAGGAAGUCAAGCACUGCAGCAGAAAGCUCAGGAUGACAAAACUUUGACAAAGAUGAUGUCAGAAAUACAAGAGGCCCAAGAAUUUCUACACAAAUACAAGACUGACAGUAACGAAUUGCGGAAGGAGGCGGCUGAGCUCCGUCGUUCUCUCCAGCAGUCAAAGGUGGAGUCUCAGUUCCUGCGAGCGGAGUUGAGAAAAGGUGGAGGCCAAUCAGCUCCUCCAGCUCAUUUCAUGGAGGAGAAGAUCCAGUUAUUGAAAGAGGUGGAGAGGCUGAAGUUGAGUCUUCAGGAGGUGGAGCAGGCCAGAGUUAAACUCCUUGAUAGAGCUAAAAGACAUCAAAUCAUCCACCAGACCAACCAACAGAAAAGUGAGAACGAGCUCAAGAUGUUAAGCAACAUGAUCAUUAAAAUCAGAGAGACUCUGCUGUCUUUGCCAGAUGUCGUGAAGAAUAACGAGCAGCUCCAGCAGCUUGUCGAAUAUAUUGGCUGACAUGUUUGUCAGCGUCACCUGUAUUUGUUGUAUUUAUGUCUGUCAGGUUUUAGCUUGUUAACUGUAAGCGUUCAUGUUUUUAGUAUGAUUAAUAAAAAUGUUG
Molecule: messenger RNA, 5249 nt
Organism: Chelmon rostratus (copperband butterflyfish)
Lineage: Eukaryota; Metazoa; Chordata; Actinopteri; Chaetodontiformes; Chaetodontidae
Gene: spag5
Product: sperm associated antigen 5
Exons: 25
Coding region: 71-5146 (1691 amino acids)
Biological process (GO): regulation of attachment of spindle microtubules to kinetochore; cell division
Source: RefSeq, a predicted model, not a curated record